AUGCACACCCUCAAAGCCACUGCUGCAUCGUCGUCCUUGUCACUACCUCCGGGUACGUACAUAUACGCAAUUGCAGCAACAGCCCCUUUUUCUUCCGGCACACAGCAGCAGCAGUUUGCUGCCAUAUCAUCCGAUGAUUCAUUACGGCUGUUUGAUGGUCACUCCCUGCAGCCUACUGCCAUAGUAGCUGCAAAGGCUCAUGAUGGUGUCACUGUAUUGAAGGAGUACUAUGGCGACAAUGGUGCCGCAGGGGCUUUAUUGGCUACUGCUGGGAGAGAUGGUGCUGUUAGGUUGUGGGAUGCGCGCGCCGGGCCGUCUCAAAGGGCGAGUGUGGACAUGAGAGUUGAGAAGAAUAUUCCGAUAUUGUCGCUGGCAUGUGAACCCGGAUCACAUACUGUCGUUGCUGGUACGGAGCUGGAAGCUUAUCAGGCCAGUGUUGCUUUAUGGGAUAUCCGAGCUCCGGGAAAUAUACGACAACAGUAUGUCGAAAGCCACAACGAUGAUGUGACAGAGCUACAAUUCCACCCCGCACGCAAAAACGUCUUGCUGUCUGGCAGCACAGACGGCCUCGUCAACCUCUACGACAUCAACAUUCAAGACGAAGACGAAACGCUUCUUCAAGUUAUCAAUCACGGCUCCAUCCACCAUGCUGGAUUUUUAUCCGAGGAUGCAGUCUAUGCUCUUAGCCACGACGAGACGUUCUCAAUCCAUCCUAUUACGAACCCUGACUCUGAGGAGGGUAAUGAUCCUAGUCCAAUUCAGUUUGGAGAUUUGAGGCCGAAGUUACAAUGUGAGUAUGUUGUGCAGGCUGUGGGGACGAAUCAGGGGACUUAUUUGGCUGCUGGGAACACGGCUGGGAAACGCCUCGAUUUAUUCCCUCUCACGGCCUCCCCGAAAUGGGAUUUUGACUACACCAAUGUCUGGCGAUUACCAGAAGCUCAUGGUGAAGAGAUUGUUCGAGCUGUUUAUCUCGAUGAGCAGUCGAGAACAGUGUUCACUGGCGGCGAGGAUGGCAUAAUCCGAGCGUGGAGACCAAACGAGUCUGAGAAUAGUCAUCAUACAGAAGAUGAUGAGAUGGAGGGACAAGAAGAGUCGUUAUCAGACAGAGCGGCGGCUGCUCGGGCGAGGGAUAAGAAGAAGUUUAAAGAUGAGAAACGGUUUAGACCUUACUAA
This is a messenger RNA of Talaromyces marneffei, 1173 nucleotides long. RefSeq lists its product as uncharacterized. Lineage: Eukaryota; Fungi; Ascomycota; Eurotiomycetes; Eurotiales; Trichocomaceae. The record is from RefSeq and is a predicted model, not a curated record. The transcript has 6 exons. Bases 1 to 1173 code for a protein of 390 amino acids. Gene Ontology annotation, molecular function: protein binding.